Penaeus indicus is the source of this 738-nucleotide messenger RNA. RefSeq names its product probable serine/threonine-protein kinase dyrk1. The record is from RefSeq and is a predicted model, not a curated record. The transcript has 4 exons. The coding region runs from base 1 to 738 and encodes 245 amino acids. Lineage: Eukaryota; Metazoa; Arthropoda; Malacostraca; Decapoda; Penaeidae.
AUGGGAUCUAUGCCAAGGUGCAGUAAGUGUUGCUUCUGGGAUGGAAAUUUGCGGUCUGGAACGAAGCUGCGGAAGUCUGAUGCAGAGUAUGGUGUAACACGACGUAACGGCAACAACAACAGCAACAACUUCUCCACCGCUAGCAACAACAGUAACCACAAAAGCAACAACUUCUCCACCACUAACAACAACAGUAACAGCAACACCAGCAACUUCACCACCACAAGCAACAACAGUAACCACAACAGCAACAACUUCACCACCACGAGCAACAACAAUAACAAAAACAGCAACAACUUCACCACCACGAGCAACAACAAUAACAAAAACAGCAACAACUUCACCACCGCUAACAAAAACAGCAACAAUUUCACCACCACUAGCAACAACAAUAACAACAACACCAGCAACUUCACCACCAUGAGCAACAACAAUAACAACAACAGCGACAUCACCACCAUGAGCAACAACAAUAACAACAACACCAGCAACUUCGCCACCACUAGCAACAACAACUGGCACUACACCUUGUCACUGCACCCUGGCACUACACCCUGGUACUACACCCUGGCACUACACCCUGACACUGCACCCUGGGACUACGCCCUGAUACUAUACCCUCUCUCUCCACCUGGCACUACACCCUGGCACUGCACCCUGGGACUACGCCCUGAUACUAUACCCUCUCUCUCCUCCUGGCACUACACCCUGGCACUACGCCCUGACACUACGUCCUGA